Penicillium expansum is the source of this 399-nucleotide messenger RNA. RefSeq lists its product as uncharacterized. Lineage: Eukaryota; Fungi; Ascomycota; Eurotiomycetes; Eurotiales; Aspergillaceae. The coding region runs from base 1 to 399 and encodes 132 amino acids. The record is from RefSeq and is a predicted model, not a curated record. The transcript has 3 exons.
AUGCGUUCGGUCGAUUACCUAGGCGCAGCUCAGCUGGACUACUACCGCACCACUUAUCCUGAGACAGUGGAUAUGGCCUCGCUCAUUUUCCCCGUCAACAGCCCUCCCCGUGUUCUAAUUUUGCGCCCCGAGCAUAUCAAGUUUCUCAUUGACCCCGUCCGCAAGUACACAGGCAGUGGUGUCUACACCAAGAGGCGAGCUAGCAAACCAAACCUAAUCAACCUAGUCGUGAAGGCUGCCGUCAGUCUGGCCACCUACGGCGCGCUCACAGACUCACGCAAAUCAAAAGCCACAGGCAAGGGCUUCGCGCAUACAAUUUGCUCUCAACACCUCGGUACUGACCCGGAAGGCGCUCACUUCCUCCUUCAGUAUGGCAUCGCCCUCUGGUUCCUCGUAUGA